Messenger RNA from Peniophora sp. CBMAI 1063, 1380 nucleotides. The record is from the annotation of a GenBank genome assembly. Lineage: Eukaryota; Fungi; Basidiomycota; Agaricomycetes; Russulales; Peniophoraceae.
AUGCACCCUCUGGAUCGGAUUGAAAUCUGGUACAACGGCGAAUGGCAGCGAAGCACGCUCGCUGCUCUCGGCCUUACAGCCAACUUCGGCCAUUGGAAUGGGCGCAGAUGCAGAUUGCCACGCCACCGUGUGAAGGACUUCGUCGUCAUUCACACCAACAGCGUGCACAAAGUCAACGCUGUUUUCUGCGGAUGCACUGGAGAGAAGGUUUCUAUCGUCAAUCAGCUCAUGAACUCUCGAUGGUAUCCGGCGACACCGGAGCAGCCUCUUACGGCGGCGACGUUUGAGGUUCUGGACGCUUUCGACGCCCAUAGUGGCGCAGGAAAGGACAACGCGUACGACUUUUAUAGAGCAUUAGAAAGCUUGACGGAUGGCACGGGACUCCAUCAUCUACCGGAUCGCUCCAAGGACUUCAUGCGCAUCGCCCAUCAAUGGCGCCAUCUGCACGCACUGAAACGUGGCAGGUGCGGGCAUGAUCUGGACGGUAUAGAGAAGACGGCGUACGGGGAGUUGGCGGUGAUCUGUCCGGCUUGCCCUCACGAGGGCAUCAACACAGACGUUGUUGCUAAGCUGCAAGCACUGUCUCCGGAAUUAGCUAAGGAAUACGAGACAUUCAAUACUCUAGUUCAACUAUCGAUGGAUUGCAACUUCUGCGCCAAGAAUCGUAUGACCCGUUCUACACCAGAGACGAGUCCGUAUCUGGGAGACGGCAUGGCGUACAUGGUCCCGGAGGUCCACUACGAAGACUAUCUCCGCACGUUUUUAAACGAUGAAGAAGUCAGUACUUGUUCUCGCUUUAGCGCCGUCGUACUAGCGAACCUUGAAGCGGGUAAGGGACUUUGUACCACCGGAGUCGGCGUGGUCUUCUGUUCUCGGCACGAGUUCUUUUGGCCUAACUCUGUCGGUCCCCUGGUGAAGGGAGAGAGAUACAGUACGAUGGACUUCAUCCUCGCGUCGGCGGUCAGGAGAGUACGCGCGCCAAGCUUACACUUAUACUACGACAUCGUCUGUCAGUAUACCAGGAAGUUGAACUCACGCAUGAUGGUGGUGCCAGAGAAGUCGUUCAUCCGAGUUGGCGCCGUCAAGCUUCUUCACGACAUCAACAUUAGCUUCAGCAUUCCGAAGUUUCACAAUCCUGGCUACCUCGUCAUCUGCCAGCUUUGGUUCAACCUGGCGUAUCUCAGGGCAACUGGUCAAACGGACAGCGAAGCUUUGGAACGAGCUUGGGCUGGUCUAAAUCUGGCGGUGUCGAGUCUCUGCGAGAUGGGACCCGGCACGAUGCGCGACACCAUUGACUUUUACUGCGGCGCGUGGAACUGGCGCAAAUUUAUCAGCAUGGGCGGCUUCUUGUGGCGAAAGCUCGAAGUGGCAUUGCAGUAG